Perca flavescens (yellow perch) is the source of this 1837-nucleotide messenger RNA. RefSeq names its product tripartite motif-containing protein 16-like. The transcript has a single exon. Gene Ontology annotation, molecular function: zinc ion binding; protein binding. The coding region runs from base 46 to 1722 and encodes 558 amino acids. The record is from RefSeq and is a predicted model, not a curated record. NCBI's taxonomy places the organism in Eukaryota, Metazoa, Chordata, Actinopteri, Perciformes, Percidae.
AAGCGGAGAGUGAAACUUACUGACAUUCUGUCGUCGAGAGGAGAAAUGGCGCAGCAACUGAUUCAGCUGGAUCGAGAAAAACUAUGCUGUUCAAUCUGUCUGGAUCUUCUAAAGGAUCCGGUGACUAUUCCCUGUGGUCACAGCUACUGCAUGGGCUGUAUUAAAGACUGCUGGGGUGAGGAGCAUGAGGAGAAAACACACAGCUGUCCUCAGUGCAGGCAGAGCUUCACAACAAGGCCUGUCCUGGUGAAAAGUACCAUGUUGGCAGAGUUGGUGGAGGAACCAAAGAAAGUAGGACCUCAAGCUGCUUCACCUGGAGACGUGGCCUGUGAUUUCUGCUCUGGGAUGAAAGUGAAAGCCUUCAAGUCCUGUCUGGUGUGCAUGGCCUCUUACUGCGAGCAACACCUCCAGCCUCACUACAGCGUAGCUCCUUUAAAGAAACACAAGCUGGUUGAAGCCACGUUGAAGCUUCAGGAGAACAUCUGCUCUCGCCACGACGAGGUGAUGAAGAUUUUCUGCCGCACUGAUCAGAAGUGCAUCUGUUAUCUCUGCUCCAUGGAUGACCAUAAAGGCCAUGAUACAGUCUCCGCUGCAGCAGAGAGGGCUGAGAGGCAGAAGGAGCUCGGGGUGAGUCGGCAAAAAGUCCAACAGAGAGUCCAGGACAGAGAGAAAGAUGUCAAGGUGCUUCAGCAGAGGAUGGAGGUUAUCAAUCAUUCUGCUGAUGAAGCUGUGAGGGACAGUGAGAAGGUCUUCACUGAUUUGAUCGGUUUCAUUAAUAAAAGAAGCUCUGAAGUGAAGCAGCAGAUCAGAUCCCAGCAGACAACUGAGGUGAGUCGAGCUAAAGAGCUUGAGGAGAAGCUGCAGCAGGAGAUCACUGAGCUGCAGAGGAAAGACACUGAGCUGGAGAAACUCUCACACACAGAGGAUCACCUCCAUUUCCUGAACAGCUACCCCUCACUGUCCCGUCUGAGUGAGUCUGAGGACUUACCCAGCAUUGAUGUCUGUCCUCUGAGCUCUUUUGAGGAUGUGACAGCAGCGGUGUCAGAGGCCAGAGAUAAACUGAAGUCUGUUCUGAGUGACGAAUGGGCAAAGAUCUCACUGGCAGUGACUAAAAUUGGUUUUAAACUGCGUCAGGGAGAGCCCAGAACCAGAGCUGAAUAUAUGAAGUAUGCUUGUCAAAUCUCACUAGAUCCAGAUACAGCAAACACACAUUUGUCACUGAGUAAUAGGAACAGAAAGGCAACGUUAAUGGAAGAGGAACAGUUAUAUUUGCAUCACCCAGACAGAUUUAUUGAAAGGUGGCAGGUCAUGAGUAGAGAGGGUCUGACUGGACGUUGUUACUGGGAGGUGAAGUGGAGUGGGAAAGUAUCUAUAGCAGUUGCGUACAAGGAUAUUAGCAGAAAAGGGACCGUGUAUGGAUGUGGAUUUGGAAGUAAUGACAAAUCGUGGACAUUAGAAUGUGACGGUGUUAGUUAUAAAUUCAGACAUAAGAAUAUUUCUACUCCCAUCUCAGGCUGUCUGUCCUCCAGAAUAGGAGUUUACCUGGAUCACAGUGCAGGUACUCUGUCUUACUACAGCAUCUCUAAAACCAUGACUCUCCUCCACAGAGUCCAGACCAUAUUCACUCAGCCUCUCUAUGCUGGAUUUUGGCUUAGACAUACUGCUGGAGACACUGCUGAGUUGUGUGAGCUCAAGUACUGUAGAGAGAAGGUUAAAAAGUGAUUCAUCGCUGUACAGUAGAUGUUGAGAUGUGUCUGCAAAGCAGAGAUCAAACAUAGUGGAUGGGACUGUGAUGUUUUUUCUUGGUUUUUAUGUUUUUUUGUUUGUGUCAAUUCAA